CGCUGACAGUUACUGCGUUGCGUAUUUGGUUGUUUCUUCAUUGUGCUUCAUACCAAAUAACUUCUAUAUUGUGUCAUUUUCAUACCAUACCAAAGCAGCGCAUGGAAGAAGGCAGUAUUUACUUUUUUCUACGGGUAUUUGUUUUUUUUUUUUUCUUUUUUCAGAUCAUCCUAUUUCAUGGCUGUUCAAUCAUAGUCAAGACGCAAGAAGCUAAGGGUAGAUGCAUUCAUCUCAAAUACACGUUACUUUCCAUCAUGUGCUUACCUCAUUCGGUCAUGGCUCGUCUUUUUAUUCCCCUUCUGAAUGUGUACUUGUUGGUUAGAUGAAAUAUUCAAGGGUUUUCUCAUCUAAAUCUUCUCGGAAGUGCUGCUUUGUACAUUACAUACAAUACAUCACAUGAUCACUUUACCAUUACUAUCUAACGUUG
Xylona heveae TC161 is the source of this 427-nucleotide messenger RNA. RefSeq lists its product as hypothetical. The record is from RefSeq and is a predicted model, not a curated record. The transcript has a single exon. NCBI's taxonomy places the organism in Eukaryota, Fungi, Ascomycota, Xylonomycetes, Xylonales, Xylonaceae. Bases 102 to 326 code for a protein of 74 amino acids.